CUCCUGUGGACUUACAAAGUGAACUUGACUCGCAGCGGAAAGAUAGAGGAUCUGGCCAAGGGUGUGUGUGAGGAUGACAUGCAAAACAUCCCUGCCUGCAAGGGCCAGUCCAUGCCCGGUCACACUAUCUCCUGCAUGACGGAGAAGAUGGAUGAGAUUAAGGAUGAACGCUGCAGACAGUACCUCCUACGACUUGAAGCCAUUGUGUUCAGUGACUAUCGUCUUGUGGAGAACAUGAUGAAUGAUUGCCAGGAGGAAAUUGCCAACCACUCCUGUGGGCGCGUCCAGGUGUCCCAGGAGGGCACUCCGCAUUCACAGGGCGAUACCAUAGAGUGUCUCUCCACUAAGGUGCUUGAUCUGAGGCCAGCUUGCCGUAAACAGAUUUUGAGACUGGCUGAACUACAGGCUGAUGACUUCCACCUCGACCGUGCACUUUUCUUUGCCUGCCGCGAAGACCGGGAGAAGUUCUGUGAGAAGACUCGGGCGGGCGAGGGACGCGUCUACAAGUGCCUCAUGAAACACAAGAUGGAAAGAGGAAUGAGCAAGGAGUGUGUGGAACAGAUGACCCGGAGGCAGAAGCUAAUGGUGCGGGACUACCAGGUAAGUCGGGGCCUGGUCAGGGCCUGCCGCUCAGCCAUCUCGGAGAAUCAGUGCCGCCGUGGCCUCGGAGACCAUAACCACGAUGUGAAGCUUUCCCAUAUCUUGCUGUGUCUGGAAGAGGCUGAGAAGAAAGCAGGCAAGGACAUUGAACGUGCGUGCAAGGAGGAGAUGCUCACACACCGCAGGAUGCUGAUGGAGGACUAUCAACUCUCACCUGAUCUUCUGGUUGACUGCUCCAAAGACAUCAGCCAAUUCUGCCAUGAUGGCAUAGAAACUGGUGGGCGCACUCUCCACUGCCUUAUGAAACAUGCUCAUAGUCAUAAUCAGCAGGAGACAAUAUCAGACCUCUGCAAGAGAAGGCUACAAGAGACCAUCAAACAGUCAGAUGCAGGAGAAGAUUGGAGAGCUGAUCCUGUACUCUACGAAGCUUGCUAUAGCAUGGUGGAGUCGAACUGUAGAGCCUAUCGUGGUGGCAAUGCAAGGGUACUGCGGUGCCUUAUGCAACAUUUGGAUUCCCCUGAGAUGCCCACUGCUUGUGAGGCUGCCCUGCUAGAAAUACAGUACUUUAUAGCCCGUGACUGGAGAAUGGAUCCAGCACUUUAUGCAGCAUGUUCAGAAAAUGCCGAACGGCUUUGUGGGGCCAGGAGGAGCUGGUUCAAUGUGAAUACUUCUGAUCCUGAAGGGGGAGGCAAGCGUCGGUUUGAAUCUGAGGGAGGAAAGAAGUCAAAGGUUGAGCAAGUGCUGCCUUGCCUAUUCCGCUAUGUGUACCAUCCCAGCCCCAAACUGAGAUUGAACAGCACCUGUGCUGAGGAAGUGCAGAGAGUGAUGCAGGAACGGGCAGCCCACGUGGACCUUCACCCUGAGAUCGAGAGGGUGUGCAUGGGAGACUUGGGGAAAUACUGCUCCUCCCACACUGGCCCUGGCGAAGAAAUUGCCUGUCUUCAGGACAACAUGGAAAUGUUGGAAAGAGAAUGCAAAAAAGUUGUUGGAAACUACACGGAGGCUGAAGCAAAAAAUACAGGCCUGAACGCACAACUUACAAUGCAGUGUGCUUCUGUCAUCCCACAGGUCUGUGGUACAGUGCCCCAGCCUGACACUGAUGGUGCACUUAUGGAAUGCUUGAUUCGACACAAAAACACGGAGCUGGUGAGAAACAACCACAAAUGCAGGGCUGUCAUUGAGCACUUCCAGCUCUUGGCACUGAAGGACUAUACAUUUUCACCAAAGUUUAAGGAGUCCUGCCAGAGUGAUGUUGCCAGUUUCUGUGACAGUUCCAAGCUUAAAAACAACUGUCCUUAGCGAUGACCGUCACAAGAUUUCUAAGGCCUGUCGCCACCAGCUCCGCCAGCAGCUCAUGCAGAGGCACGAAAAUAUAAGGCUUGAUCCCAAGCUCCAGCAACAUUGCUCAAGUGAUGUGACCAGAUUCUGCAAAGAUGUUAGUCGUGGCAGAGGAGCAGUCCUUGAGUGUCUCAGGCAAAACAAGCAAAGUUUGUCAGGUGAGUGCCACAAAGUGGUGUUCCUUCGAGAGGAAGAGGAACAGCAAGAUCCAGGCACUGAUGUUGUUCUAGUCAGCACAUGUAAGCAGAUGAUCCAGCAGUACUGCUACGACAUCCCCACUGAGCAGUACAUGUCUUGUCUUAAGAAAAGGAAAAAUGAACUGAACUUUGAUCCAAUGUGUCGCCAAGUUGUAGUUCGACGAAUGGUAGAGCAGACGACUGAUGUCCGUCUCAAUCCCGAUCUGUACCGAGCUUGCAGAAUUGACAUGACCAAGUUCUGCUUUGAGUUGUUAGAGAAAAUGAAGAAGAGCAAUACAGAGAUCAAUGGGAAACUGACGGAAUGUUUAAAGGAACAACUUCCGACUAAGAAGUUGAGUGCAACGUGUAAAAUGCAGGUGCUCACCAUGGCAAGGAGUUCUGCACUAGACUACAACAUGGACCCAAUCCUUCUCACCAACUGCAAGGAUGAUAUGAAUGUCCUGUGCCAUGACUACCUGAACAACGAUGGUGGAGGCAAGAUGGAAGAGUGCCUGAAGCUGCACUUUGAUAAUGGUCGUCUCCAGUCAGAAGAAUGUAAGAUCCACAUAGCCCAUGUCAUUGAUACUCAGCGUGCAGACAUACACGUUGACCCCAUCCUUAAUGAGGCUUGUGGAAUAGAUGACAAUAAAUACUGCGAGGGCAAGGAGAAAGGACAGCACUUGGCUUGUCUGCUUGAUGUGUUAGAAAGGAAUCCGAAUGGACUCAAAGAAGAUUGCAGUAAAAAGCUCCGUGACAGGAAAGAGAUGUUCAGUGCAGCUUACAAGGAAUAAGUAUGCCACAAUGGCCUCCUGUCUUAAAAAUGCCAAGUGGAGACUGACCACAUUAAAUAGUUGUGUAGUUAGUGUAUGGUAAGUGACUCUGGCUAUAAGGGACUCUUACCUACAGCAAAAGCUCUCCAAGGUCUUCUUCAAUGCAACAUGUAACAUGAUGGGUGUACAAUAAAGAGCAAGUUUUCAUUUGAAUGUAUGUAGAUCUGCGUGAUGGGGAAUUAUGUAUUCAUGACAGAGAAUAUGUAUUUUCAGGUAAAGUUAGGAAAUUGCCAUUUUUUAAUAGAUCAUUUGUAAGUCACCAUUUAACUGUUUCUUAGGUUUCGUUAGGUGUGUUGCAAAACAGAAAAAAGGCAACUACAGUACCAAAGAUAUAAAGUUGUUAACAGAAUUAGUCAAGUGUAUAUCUUUAUAAGAAACUUGGUAUUGCAAUGUCACUAAAUGACAUAUCAGUCAUAAAAUUUAUGAUUUGCUUGUUAUGUAUUUUAUAAUUGACACACACACCUUAUCUCAAGUGUGUGCAAACACUUGCACAUCAAAAUGGACACUUUCACCGUACCUACACUUAUUUUUUUCACUCACUUGAUCGCUCACCUUUUAUUUACCAGAGACCUAAUCAUAAAGAUGCAUUGACUGAAAAAGAGUUUGCUUUCACAACUAGAUAUCACUCAAUUAUCAUGCUGCAUACAUACUAUAACAGAUUUGCUUUUUAUGCUUUAUUAAAGAUAAUUUGAUGUGAUGAAUUGCAUGGGGAAUAAACUAACCACAGGUUACAAGACAUUGUGUAGAUCACAUGUAAUUUAAAGAAGAAUAAAUGUAAUAGGAGCCUGAUCUUGUAGGUAGCCCACAAAAAGCACAAAAGUGAUAGUCACUGUAGUUUGUUAGUUAAUGAUUGCUAAUGAGAUCAAAAUAAAAACAUGAGUUUUCUCAUCUGUUUUUUACAUUUAUUUUUUCUAAGGAUUUGUAGAAAUGUACUCAUAUUAUGUUUAAUUUUCCUCUGUCUUUCUCGCCUGAGUCCCUAACUAAUUAAUGUGUAAAUUCUUAAAAGUAUUUUCAUUUGUUCUUCAUAUGCACUUAGUUCUAACACUGGAGGUGAUAGACACUAGUAUAAGGUUUACAUAAAAGUAUGAAUGUUUCAUCUUUCUGCACAUGCAUUUAUGGUGAAGAUGCAGAGUAUUCACAUAUGAAACCAACAAACAAACAAGAAAAGGAUUGAUAUUGUGAGCUUCAGUAUUCUGCAUACAAUUUACAGAAUACAAUAAAGACAUCAUAAAAAAAACUAUGAAUGUAUGAUGCUCUGUAUUAGAAGCAUUUCAUUUGUGUGUUUUGAAAGUAUGUCCUUGCGCUUUUUUAAUUUCUUCUGUUUUUAUCUAGAAUAUGGGUGACUUUUCAAUUUACUGUAAGCUUUUGCGUCAUAUGCAGAUUUGACAAAUGCUUUGUUACUUUGUUUUCAUAAUAUAUUUGUUGGUUAUUGUUUUACUGAGUAUUUACUUAAUUUUUUGCAUUACUGUAUUAUUAAGCUUUCAUAAUAAUUUCAUCAUUCGAAUUAUUCACACUCCCCCCUCUCUCCCCUGCAAAGGAGAAAGAAAAUUGUAAGAAAAAAUAUGAAACAGGUAAUGAUUAAAAAUGUAAUAUUUUGGCAUUAAAGAAAUAACAAUGGG
Messenger RNA from Penaeus monodon (black tiger shrimp), 4563 nucleotides. It is a transcript of the gene Glg1, whose product is annotated as Golgi apparatus protein 1-like. Lineage: Eukaryota; Metazoa; Arthropoda; Malacostraca; Decapoda; Penaeidae. The record is from RefSeq and is a predicted model, not a curated record. Gene Ontology annotation, cellular component: Golgi membrane. Gene Ontology annotation, molecular function: fibroblast growth factor binding.